AUGGUGGAACUAAUGGUUUCUGCACAUGGCAGUAAAUUCUUUGGAACUGAUAGGUCGACAUUCUAUAAAUAUGCUUUACGAUUGCAUCAAUUACGAGUGUCAGAUAAUAGUACAGAUCGCAAAGUUGUCAUACUGUCUAAAACUAUUUGUCUAAAACUCUUGGGUUUAGACAAGAUUUACAAUCCUCUGC
Molecule: messenger RNA, 190 nt
Organism: Ambispora gerdemannii
Lineage: Eukaryota; Fungi; Glomeromycota; Glomeromycetes; Archaeosporales; Ambisporaceae
Source: the annotation of a GenBank genome assembly